AUGUCUGUCGCAGCUGGGCUGAGGCAAAUCCUCCCGGAGCCGACGCAGCAAAGCUUCGAUGAGGACAUCUCAGCUACUCAAAAAGAGCGAACGCAGGCAUUAGUUGCAACUCGAAAGGAGCCACCUCCAUACGGCGCGCGAGCCGGUUAUGUUCCCCGAACAAUUGCCGACUUUGGCGAUGGAGGUGCAUUUCCAGAAAUUCAUGUGGCCCAGUUUCCCCUCGGCAUGGGCAAGCCAAAGACAAAGAAGUCGAAUGCGCUGGCUGUGCAUUUGGAUCAAGACGGAAAUGUCAAGUACGACGCGUUGGUGAAACAGGGACACACAGACAAACGCGUCGUGCACUCCAAGUUUUCAGACUUGGUUCCAAAGGAGAUCCUUGAUGCGGAUGAUGCUUCGCUUCAAAUACCAGAUCAGGAUAAACUCGAUGAAAACACGCAACGAACACGAGACGCACUCGAAAAGAUCUGUAACGACAAGAUUUCAGCCUCGAUGCCAGGCCAAUGCGCCAAGAAACAAGCACCAGCUCAAUACAUCAGAUACACUCCUUCCGAACAAGGGCACGGAUAUGCCGGAGGAGCGAAGCAGCGGAUCAUCAGAAUGGUAGAAGUGCAGGUCGAUCCAAUGGAACCUCCGCGAUUCCGCACGAACAAAAAGAUCCCACGAGGUCCUCCCUCGCCACCAGCGCCAGUGAUGCACUCCCCGACUAGAAAAAUUACGCAAAAGGAACAAUUGGAAUGGAGGAUUCCUCCUGCCAUCUCAAACUGGAAGAAUCCGAAGGGUUACACAAUUCCUCUGGACAAACGACUGGCAGCAGAUGGUCGUGGUCUUCAAUCGACGCAUAUCAACGAGAACUUUGCUAAACUGUCCGAAGCACUGUACAUUGCUGACAGAAAAGCGAGAGAAGCGGUUGAAAUGAGAAGCCAAGUUGAGAAGAAAAUCGCCAACAAAGAAAAGGAAGGAAAAGAAUCUGAACUGCGUGAACUGGCCAAAGCCGCGCGCGCCAAACGAAGCGGCCUCGCCAAAAGUCCCAAGAAAGAAAACGAAGUCAACGACGAAGACGAAGUGCGCGAGCGUGACGAAAUCAGACGCCAACGUCACGAGCAGCGGAAGCGAGAGCACAACAUUGCCCGCGCCGCGCCUGGAAAACAAAAGGAGCUCCGCUCGCUCGAGGACAGAGAUAUCUCCGAGCAAGUCGCGCUCGGCCUCCCGGCGAAGAAAUCUGGAGGCGAUGCGUUGUUCGAUCAGCGGUUGUUUGGAACGAGCAAGGGAAUGGAUACAGGAUUUGAUCAUGGAAACGACGAAGCUUACAAUAUCUACGAUAAGCCUUGGCGCUCCGAAACGACGCUUUCGAACCACCUUUACCGGCCGCCUAAAAACCGGGACUUGGACACUUAUGGCGAUGAUAUAGAAGAAAUCGCGAAGCAGAAGCGCUUUGUUCCAGACAAGGGCUUUGAAGGAGCUGAUGCUUCGGCGCCAAGAGGAUCUGGACCUGUUCAGUUUGAAAAGGAUAUCUUUGGUGUGGACGAAUUGCUGGCGGAUGUUAAGAGGGGGAACCAGGCCGAUAGAAUCUACUAG
Molecule: messenger RNA, 1575 nt
Organism: Oikopleura dioica
Lineage: Eukaryota; Metazoa; Chordata; Appendicularia; Copelata; Oikopleuridae
Source: the annotation of a GenBank genome assembly